AUGAGACCGCACGAAUACGCGGCAUACCGCAGACCAUUCCCUCGGACUGCGUGUACCGAACUGCUUGCAAUAGACGAUCACCUGACUUCACAGGUUUGCACCCGGCGUGAACUUCGGGAUUCCGCUCAUCUCAGAGACACCGAGGUCUUUACUGGUUCUGAGCGGGCUUAUCCUUCGGUGGGCUUGGUGCAACACCCUCGGAAACGACAGCGGAAUGUUACUGCUGGAAUUGUCUUGGGAGCUGAAGCUGAUGGGAUCACCGGUAUCAUCAGCGCGCCUCGGCACCGGGUUGGGGUGCUGAUGCGCAUUACCUGCACCAUCGCUCGUAAAGGCUGCUGCUCUUCUGACUUGCUGUCUUCAGUACUUGGGCUUUGGAUACAUGUUCUGAUGUUCCGGCGGCCUGUGCUCGCGGUUCUGACUAGUGUCUUUGAGGAUGCCCGCCGGGCUCCCCGGGAUGCUGUUUACCAGUUGCAACGCUCUUCGAUCAACGAGCUGUUUUGCUUAGCUGCUUUGGCCCCUCUUCUGCAGGCGGACCUCCGCGUGGAUUACCCGGGCCUUCUGUUUUGCAUGGACGCCUCACCCACUGGGGCUGGCUUGUGUGCUGCCAAGCUGCCACCUGCAACUGUGAAGGAGCUUUGGCGCUUUUCGGAACAAAAGGGCUUCUACACCAAGCUUUUGGAGCCUGCUGGUGCUACACUGGCCGCGGCGGGCUUGGACGACGACCCGGGAUCUUACUUCGCUUCGAACGUGGGCGAGGCACAGGCCCGUGGCUUUCUGCACCUUUUCGGUUCUGACCAGAGUUGGGCAACUCUGCGUGUCAGUGCAGACUCCAUGACCGUUUGGCUCGGCUUCACUGCUUCCGUGCGUUUGUUGCAUGCGGCUUGGCGCUUCGCCUGGGUGCUGUCGUUGUCCUUCCGAGACGGUGCACUUCCCGAUCUCAGGUACAAGUUCGCUAAGCCUGGGCACAUCAAUGUCCUUGAAUCCCGCACUUACAAGACUUGGAUAAAGUG
Messenger RNA from Symbiodinium necroappetens, 1010 nucleotides. The record is from the annotation of a GenBank genome assembly. Lineage: Eukaryota; Dinophyceae; Suessiales; Symbiodiniaceae.